Rotaria sordida is the source of this 2151-nucleotide messenger RNA. Lineage: Eukaryota; Metazoa; Rotifera; Eurotatoria; Philodinida; Philodinidae. The record is from the annotation of a GenBank genome assembly.
AUGAAUAAAAACGUUCAAAUCAUUUACACCCCUAAAAUUAUUGAACAAACAAUAUAUUAUCAAUAUUUAUUACGUAUAUCGAGAGAAUAUGAAACAAGACUUGAUCAUAUUAGACAUCAAAUAGAUGAAAUACAAAAACAAUUACCAUUAACAAAACGAUUAUUACAUUUUCAACAAAUUCAAGCAGCUUUUCUUCUUUAUAAGGAUUUAAGACAACGUUUAGUUGUUAUUGAACCAGAAUUAUUACAUUUAAAUGAUGAAAUACAAAAUCUUUAUAAUUUUAUUAGAAUAUCAAAUGAUCUUCGAGAAAAAUUUCAUAGUCAUAAAAGUGCAACUGUUAUUGUUAAUGAUAUAAAACGUAAUUUAGCUAAUCUUGAAGAUGUAUUAAGUCAAUGUUCAAUUGAAUCACGAACAAGAUAUGAUGGAGAUAUGAGUGAAAUGAAAGUUCAAUUAGAACGAAUGAUGGAAGUGGAAAAACGUCUUGAAAGUAUUGGAGAUGUUUAUUUGAACACAGAACCAUUAAUUAAACGUUUAGCAACUUAUAAUUUAUAUGAUUUACAAUCAACUGAAGCACCAUUAGAAAGUUUUCAUCGUAAAUGGACAUCACUUAAAAGAGAUAUUUUACGAAGUGAACAAAUUCUUCAUCAAAAUAUUAUUAAUAAUUUACCAUCAAGACAAGCUUGUAAAGAAAUAACUUUAUUUAUUGAUGCAAUUAAACGUUUAUUGGAUGAUGAUCAUGGUGCACCUAUUAAUAAUAGAGAAACUUUACAAAAAUUACUUAAACGAUAUCGAGUAAAUUAAUCUUGUCUUAUUCAUUUUUGUUUUCGUAAAGAAACACUUACAUAAUUCAAUGAAGCAUAAGUCGAGCGUGAUAAAAGUUUGGCGACUUUGUUUUGCAUAUACCUUCGUGAAUGUGUUUUAUGUUGAGAUAUCCUCGUCUGAAGAAAAAAAAUCUGUGUUGACCUUCUAGCUCUUUUACCUGAUAGCAGGAUUUUUGGCGACUACUGUGCUACUCAAUUAGAUUCUAUUAACUUGUUGAUAUUUGAGCAGGAUUCAGUGAUUAUUUCUGUUUGAUAGUUUAGUAACAAAUCUCAAUUUAUAUCUUUUUUUUUUGCAACGUCAACUUAAGUAUAUGCUGUAAAUCUAUGAUGUAGCUAUCUGUGCAACAAACUCACUGCAUAUUUUUGAGUUACAUUGAUAGAAACUCUCUUUCUUUUUGGAUGUUGUGUUAUAACUUGACAAAACUUCUUACAUUUAAACUUAGAAUAGAUGAAAAACCGUUCUGUUUUUCAAGCCUCAUUCUACUACUGCUUUAUUUCAAAUAUUUCGUCCAACAAUGAAUGAACUAUAACUCGAACAGUUCCUUUAAUAGAAAGCGAGCUGUCCGAAAAAUUUAAUUCUGUUUUGGAAUCGACAUUUUAGUAACACAAAUAAAUAAUAUAUAUUAUCAAUUUGACUUGGUGAUAAACGUGUGUAUCUUUGAGUAAAUGUCAACACAGAUCAACUAAAUAAUCUUUCACCGAAUCCAAUAGUCGCUGGCAUAGCAACUACUCUCCUAUCUACUAUUGAUAAUAAUGAGAAAUUACGACGAAUUUCAUUACUAGACCAGAACUUCAUUGAAUCACGAUCAAUGAAGUAAUUUAGAUGUUGUAUUCUGCAUAUGCAGAACACAUGUCAUAUGGCGUUCUCUGAUAGUAAUAGACUGCCAUGGUUGAGUGGCUAUGUUGUUCGACAUACAUUCAGAAGGUACUACAUUCAAACCUUAAUAUCAUCAGACAUGGAAUGAUUCUAAACAAGUCACCGACCACUGUUUGCCUCGUAUCACUCGUCCGAUAGUAUGCUGACUACCUUGUGACAUAGACCUGCUCUUGUGAUCAAUUAGUAUGUAUGGGGAGUCCAAGUAAUUGAGUGCAAGAACUCUGUGUCAGAUUAGCUUUCUGUCCAGAGCUACAGAUAGGUUUAGUCGUAGAGAAGAUAUAGGACUACUGAACUUGCCACGAUGCAGCACUUCAUACUGUAAACUAACCGAAUGGUAGGAGUAUUCUUCCUUCCUGAUAGUAACAAGAGUAACAUAUUGAAAAUUUUCUAAUAGGAAGAGAAUCUGAAAUUGCAAGCAAAUUCGACAAUCAUCGUUAAAUAUAAAUUGACGAG